AUGGAUAUCGUCUUUCACAACGGCACAAAUGGCGGACAUCCUUGGGUCGAAUUCUAUCCAUACACGCCCUCCGCGUCGGCUGGAUAUGCAUUCCUAGCAAUCUUUGGCAUUGUGACGGUGAUGCAUUUUGUUCUGAUGUUUCCAUAUCGCGCGGCAUACUUUUUGCCUCUGGUGAUAGGGGGGAUAUGUACGUCCACCUACGUCGGAUCUGCCAUGUACCGGUUCCGAACCAGACUCGAGCAUUGUAUACCCGUUCCAUAUCCAUUGUCGCGCCUGCUAACCGGAAUAAAAACAGGCGAAUCAUUCGGCUACUACGGCCGCGCAUGGUCCCAUCAUGACCGCACGGAUAUCAGAUCCUGGGCUCUCCAAGAAAUGCUCAUCCUCUGCGCACCCCCGCUCAUUGCCGCAACAAUCUACAUUGUCCUCGGCCGGAUCAUCCGCGCCUUUGACGCCGAACAUCUCUCCAGCAUGCGUCCCAAACGUAUGACCCUCGUCUUCGUCCUCAACGACGUCAUCUGUUUCUGCACCCAGCUCGGCGGUGCCGGUGUCCAGGUCACGGGGGACGCCAACAUCAUGAACAUCGGAAAGAAAGUCGUGCUGGCCGGUCUGAUCUUCUCCCUGCUCGUAUUCAUCAUCUUCGUGGCUGUUGCCGUGAGCUUUCACCGGCGGCUGCAGCGUCAGCCCACGGCUGUUUUGGGCGCGAAUCCGGAUUUAUCGUGGAAGAGAUACAUGUGGUCGUUGUAUGUUGCUUGUGCGGCGUUGGCGAUCCGGAACUUGGUGCGGACGAUCCAGUUUGGCGCGAAUCGCACGGCGGAUAUCAAUACCAAGGAGGUGUAUAUCUAUGUGUUUGAUGCGUUUUUGAUGGCCUUGUCGAUGGGGGUUAUGGUUGUUUAUCAUCCGGGGCUUUUGGUGAAGAAGGCGAGGCGAGCAGUGAAAGUGGCCCAGUUGGGUCGGCCGUCGACUUCGGAGCCGAACAGAAAUUCGGGCAGUGUACCUUUGAUACCACUGGGCGGACGGUGA
Messenger RNA from Penicillium diatomitis, 1020 nucleotides. Its product is annotated as RTA1 domain-containing protein. Lineage: Eukaryota; Fungi; Ascomycota; Eurotiomycetes; Eurotiales; Aspergillaceae. Gene Ontology annotation, cellular component: membrane. The record is from RefSeq and is a predicted model, not a curated record. The coding region runs from base 1 to 1020 and encodes 339 amino acids. The transcript has a single exon.